Molecule: messenger RNA, 498 nt
Organism: Gryllus bimaculatus (two-spotted cricket)
Lineage: Eukaryota; Metazoa; Arthropoda; Insecta; Orthoptera; Gryllidae
Source: the annotation of a GenBank genome assembly
AUGGCAUGCCAACUCUUUUCAUUUCAGGUGUUGGAGCUGAUGAAGGAGGUGGCAGAGGACGACGAGGACUCAAGUGACAUCUCCGGCUACCACUCCGACUCCGAUUCGGCCAUCAUGAUGUCCGGCAACUCCCCAUACGUUAGCAAGCGCGCGCGCUAUAACUUUCUCACGCGGUCAGUGCGGUCGAGCAGCAAGUCUUCAGCGCGCACGUCAGUGCUGCUGAGCCAGCAGUUGAGCUCGUCGUCCGGUGCCAGCUCGGAUCAGCACUCGGACCCCGGCGCGGGCCCGCCCAGCCCCCCCGGCUCCCUGGGCCCCGCGCCUGCCGCCCCCGACGACGCCCUCAAGCCCCGCCAGCUCAAGCUCAAGAAGGAGCUGCACAAGCUGAACUCCGCGGGUGAGCGCCUCAACUCACGCUCUGCCGCCUCGCAGCUGAACAGAUGCCGGAGAACAAAUGUUACAACCUUCUUAGGCAUGCAGAGGGUCAAAGACAAUCUCUUU